Molecule: messenger RNA, 458 nt
Organism: Monopterus albus (swamp eel)
Lineage: Eukaryota; Metazoa; Chordata; Actinopteri; Synbranchiformes; Synbranchidae
Product: histone H2B 1/2-like
Exons: 1
Coding region: 40-411 (123 amino acids)
Cellular component (GO): nucleosome
Molecular function (GO): DNA binding; protein heterodimerization activity; structural constituent of chromatin
Source: RefSeq, a predicted model, not a curated record
UUUCUUCAUCUGACUACCUACGGACGAAAGUGAGAAGUCAUGCCUGAUCCAGUGAAAGCACCCAAGAAGGGCUCCAAGAAAGCCGUCUCGAAGAGCGUUGCCAAGACCGGCAAGAAGAAGAGAAAGACCAGGAAGGAGAGUUAUGCCAUCUAUGUGUAUAAGGUACUGAAGCAGGUCCAUCCUGACACUGGUAUUUCAUCGAAAGCCAUGAGCAUCAUGAACUCCUUUGUGAGCGACAUCUUCGAGCGCAUCGCCGGUGAGGCCUCCCGUCUGGCUCACUACAACAAGCGCUCCACCAUCACUUCCAGGGAGAUUCAGACAGCUGUUCGCCUGUUGUUGCCUGGCGAGUUGGCCAAACAUGCCGUGUCUGAAGGUACCAAGGCCGUCACCAAGUACACCAGCUCUAAGUAAACCCCUUCUGUAUCAGACAACACAAAGGCCCUUUUAAGGGCCACACA